This is a messenger RNA of Iphiclides podalirius (scarce swallowtail), 615 nucleotides long. NCBI's taxonomy places the organism in Eukaryota, Metazoa, Arthropoda, Insecta, Lepidoptera, Papilionidae. The record is from the annotation of a GenBank genome assembly.
AUGGUUAUAUGGCUCUUAACAUCUAUAAAGAGGAAUAAAAAAGUAUCAAUGAAGGAAGGAAAUUUUAUAUUGUCUUUAGUUGUGGAUAUUGUUUUGGGAUAUCUUAUACUAAACUUACUUUUGCAAGAUAAAAAUGAUCUUGCAAUGCUUUUAAUGGGAAUAUUGGAGUAUAUAGGAUACCUUGGAUUUACUUUUCAAGCUGCAAUAGUGGCUGAUAUGAUUUGCAUAGCUACAUUUCACUCAUAUUGUAUAUAUGUAUAUGCUGCAAGAUUAUUUAAUAUACAAAUAUCUGGACUCAUUGCUUUACUAAGAUUAUUUGUGGGCAGAAAAUACAAUCCUUUGAGAGGUGGCAUAGAUUCAUGUGAAUAUACAAAUCAAGAACUGUUUGUAGGAACGGUUGCAUUCACUAUAUUAUUGCUGUUGUUGCCUACAACCGUUAUGUACUACACUGUGUUUACAUUGUUUCGUGUGCUCUCCAUGCUGGUUCAAUAUGUCCUUGCUAAAUUUAUAUACUGGGUACAAACACUACCCCUUUAUGUAGUUUCUUUAUGGUUAACAAAUUCCACAAGGGUAGCAGGAAAUGUUCUUAUAGAAGUGGUCAGAAAUGACGAGGCA